ACAACGAUAACUUUUCUGUGAAGAAUUCGAUUUUAUCGGUUUUUGACAUUUGCAAGUGAAACAUUUGUAAAUCCACGCAAAAUAAUGCACACUUUGCUUUUAUUUACAAAUUUAUAUUAUCAGUGCGGUGGUCGUCGAUGUUUACGUUUGUGAAAUUUAUUCAUAUUCAUUUAAAAGAUUGUAAUGUUACUCAAAUAUUGAAAAAUGGAAGUCAAUCCUAUAGCAGUCAUUUUAGUUUAUAUGGAUAGCAAAGGUGAUCGCUUACUUUUCCGAUAUCCUUAUCAAAACAUUGGAAAAAAUGGUAUUUCGGCGAGUACGGUAGCAGCUGCUCAGGAAAUAAAAAAGCGUAACCCAUAUUCAAUAAAUAAUCCAGAUGACUUAUUGCAAACGCCACCUUAUAAUAUACCAAAAUCAAUGGUAUGUAAAGGUUUUUCAGAUGAGGUACUUUCGACCCUAUUUGCAGUAAAACAAAAGUUGUGCAAUCAAAAGUUCGAACUAAAAGUAAAUGACAUACGUUUCGUUAGUCAUCCUACAUUAAUACAACGAAAAGAUAGACAAAAUAUUACCUCGACAGUUAACACACAAGCCACGAAUAUUGUAAACAGCGUAAUACCAGCAACUAAUGUUGUAAAACAACAACCACAAAUGUUAAUUAAUAUUGUUUUCGCAUUACAUGCCCAAGCUAGUUAUUCAAUAGUUAAAUGCUAUUAUGAGCUAAGUAAACGGCUUGGAUUAGCUUUAAAAGUUGAGGAACAGCGAAUAGGAUAUGUUACGGAAGAGAUAUUGCAAAUGGCACGCACACAUGACGAAAUCUCUUCACAGCAACAGCCUUUGGAGCGUGCAUUUGAAACAAUUUCCGAGCAUUGUAGUUUGGCACAAUCACUAAAAUCGAUUUAUCAUGAUUUGUGCACAACUGGGCUCCUAACUACGACUCUCAACCAAAAUCUCACAUUAAGUUUUUGCUUACCACAAAAAGCGCAUCAAUUACAUAAAAAAUGUAGUAUGGUUGAUCCAGAGACAAUUGAUAUCUGCUUGCGUUCACUAAAACCCUAUCAUGGCAUGUUGCUCCUGGUUGAUUUCGUUGAACUACUUGAUUGUGUGCCACCAUCUGGAGCACGUAUGUUGAUGCAAUUAGUUGAGGUGUACACACCACUUAUGAGUUUACAGAGCAUGGCAUCAGAUGCUGACUUAAGCAUUGAACACGUUUACAAACUUGUAUCACAUUUAGUUUACUGGGCGAAAGCCACAAUUAUAUACCCACUUUGCGAAACAAAUGUUUAUGUUAUAGCACCUGAUGCACCAUUGCAUACCAAGUCUCAUUUAGUGGAGAAAUUCUCUACAAGAUUUGCAGGCAUGUCGUUGUUCGAAGUAAUAUCAGAUUUCUCAUUACCAACUUCUAUCGGUCAUUUAACUACACCACUACAACAACCAGCAAGACAAGGUAUACUGGCACAAAUGGUACUGUGGAUGUUGCAACAUCAUUUACUCUUACAACUACAUACUUACGUGCAGUUUAUGCCCGGUGAUUUAGACGACAUUGAUGCCGAUGUUGAUGAUAUGGAUAAUUCAUCUUUAAUGGAAUUGCACGAUGGAAUCGCGUCAGCUGUUGAAAAUGAAGAUUUUAUGUUAAGUACACGAAGUGGUAAUGUCAGUGAUGAGGAACUUAAUCCCGGUUCAUUAUUAAGUAUGUCAAGUCAACCUUUACCCGUACCUCAAACGAGUCAUCGUUCUAUUACCGAAGAUCAUUUUUCGGUAUGUGGUUCUACUGCUUCUGAUAAUAUUGCUGCGCAGCCUUCAUCAAGUCAUAAAUCUAAUUUUAGUAUGACUGCUUCUCUGAGCACAGAAAAUUGUGAUAGUAUUGGUUCCAUUGAGGAUGAAGUUAAAAUAAAAGAACUGUUGCAAGCGUUUGAUAAAUCUGAUCGCGAUAUUAUCACGCGUAUACCUGCUUACAUGAAUUUGGACGAUUUAUCUCUCCUAGUAAAACUCUAUCAAGCGGGUUAUUUUAAAAGUGAACAUCAUCUCGAAGAAAUAAUGUAUUUUGAAAACCUGAGACGUUCUCAGUUAUUGCAGUUGUUAGAUAAAUUUCGAGAUGUUUUAAUCAUAUAUGAAACAGAAGAUCCAGCAAUAGCAUCGAUGUAUCAUAAAUGAAUUCUUAAAUGUUAAAUUCAAUGCCGCAGUCAUUUGGGCUUUUUUUAAUUACGUACAAAAGAGGUGAAUAUGUUAUUUUGUGAUAUAAACUGUGUUUAAAACUAAAGAUUAAUUAAACAUCAUAUGUUGCACAUACAAAGUAAAUGUAUAGAGAGACUUUUUAAAUAAGCUAUGCAGUAUAUCUUAAAACAAU
Messenger RNA from Teleopsis dalmanni, 2341 nucleotides. It is a transcript of the gene Nprl3, whose product is annotated as GATOR complex protein NPRL3. NCBI's taxonomy places the organism in Eukaryota, Metazoa, Arthropoda, Insecta, Diptera, Diopsidae. Gene Ontology annotation, biological process: cellular response to amino acid starvation; negative regulation of TORC1 signaling; TORC1 signaling. Gene Ontology annotation, cellular component: GATOR1 complex. The coding region runs from base 205 to 2148 and encodes 647 amino acids. The record is from RefSeq and is a predicted model, not a curated record. The transcript is spliced from 3 exons.